Messenger RNA from Pyrenophora tritici-repentis Pt-1C-BFP, 1383 nucleotides. RefSeq names its product PanK, Pantothenate kinase, acetyl-CoA regulated. Lineage: Eukaryota; Fungi; Ascomycota; Dothideomycetes; Pleosporales; Pleosporaceae. The record is from RefSeq and is a predicted model, not a curated record. Gene Ontology annotation, molecular function: ATP binding; pantothenate kinase activity. Gene Ontology annotation, cellular component: cytosol; nucleus. Gene Ontology annotation, biological process: coenzyme A biosynthetic process.
AUGUCGCCUGCACAAGACCCCGCGACGGGUGAAACCGGCAGCAGAGCAUCGCGUGCGCACACUUUAGAGACGUCGUCGACGUCGGAAUCGGGUCGCCCGAGACGUACCACGGCCCAGAGCGACAUUCAGGAAACGAUACAACACCCGGGCAAUGUGCGCAUCAACGUCCAGGGCGCUUUCAUCGUCGACGAGGAGCAUCCGGAUACUCCGUCGAGCGAAGACUAUGAGCACGACCCGCACGACAUUAGACUUCCAAACCACACUUCAGUAGUGAGCCAUGUAGCCGUUGAUAUUGGAGGUUCCCUUGCAAAACUCGUCUACUUUUCGCGAGAACCUGGCGAUGGCUCGAUUGGCGGCCGGCUGAACUUCUUCAAGUUCGAGACAGACAGGAUAGAUUCGUGUAUAGAGUUUAUGCGCAAACUGCAAGCGGACCAGAAACACGAUAACGGUCAAAAGUCACAAGAUCUGUGUAUCAUGGCGACUGGCGGUGGAGCCUUCAAGUACCAUGACAAGAUAACACAGGCUUUGGAUGUGGAAGUCAUACGAGAAGACGAGAUGGAGUGCUUGAUCAUAGGGCUCGAUUUCUUCAUCAAUGAGAUACCCAACGAGGUCUUUACCUACAGCGAAGACAGCCCGAUGACCUUUAUGCCGCACCCCCCAGACCCGCCAAACAUCUACCCCUACCUCCUCGUCAACAUCGGCUCCGGCGUCUCCAUGAUCAAAGUCUCCGGACCACGACAAUUCGAGCGCAUAGGCGGAACCUCAUUAGGAGGAGGAACACUCUGGGGCCUUUUAUCCCUCCUUACCGGCGCCCGCAGCUUCGACGACAUGCUGCGACUCGCCGAAAAUGGCGACAACUCCACCGUCGACCUCCUCGUCGGCGACAUCUACGGCCAAGCCUACAACAAAAUCGGUCUCAAGAGCACACACAUCGCCUCCUCGUUUGGAAAAGUCUACAAGAUGAAGCGCGCCGCCGAGCGCGACGCAGAAGACGGAUGCAACGGCGACUUCAAGCACAGAGAAGAAGCAGAGCACGUCCAAGGUUCCUCUGAACUCUCUCACGCCUCAGCUUCCUUCCGCCCAGAAGACAUGGCCCGCUCCCUCCUGUACGCCGUCUCAAAUAACAUUGGCCAGAUUGCGCACCUGCACGCGGAAAAACAUGGGUUGCCACGUAUUUACUUUGGGGGCUCGUUCAUUGGUGGGCACUCGCAGACUAUGAAUACGCUGUCUUAUGCUAUUCGCUUUUGGUCAAAGGAUACGAGACAGGCCUACUUCUUGAGACAUGAAGGCUAUCUGGGGGCUGUGGGCGCCUUCUUGAAGAGGCAGCCGCGGAAUUGGGGGAGGAGGGAGAGCUUUGUGGGGGGUGGGAAGCCGCCUGCUUGA